Messenger RNA from Vespa crabro (European hornet), 1343 nucleotides. Its product is annotated as transmembrane protein 65. The record is from RefSeq and is a predicted model, not a curated record. Bases 497 to 1285 code for a protein of 262 amino acids. Lineage: Eukaryota; Metazoa; Arthropoda; Insecta; Hymenoptera; Vespidae. The transcript is spliced from 7 exons. Gene Ontology annotation, cellular component: mitochondrion.
CGCAUGGUGAUGACAGUGUUCCUCUAUUGUGCUUGUAGUUCAUAUUUUGGCCAUACCUAUCGCUGAAGUCAUACACGUUUAUAUAUCGAAUGAUAGUGAAGAACAACCCUAACAACACCGUUUACUGAUUUAAAAGACAAAAGUAGUCUUCAUUGAUCUAAUAGUAUGUUUGUGAUCGCGCGUAUUAACGUAUAACUGUUGUUUUGUUUUUAUAUUGAUUCAUUCAAUAAGACAGAGCAAAGAGAGAUAUGAAAUUUUAAUUAUUAUUGUUAAAUAUUGCAUAAAUCAGUAAAUAAUUGUAAUUAAUUUGUCAUUGGAAAAAAAGGAAAAAAAAAAAAAAGAAAAGAAAAGAAAUUAAUCUCAAUUAAUCUCGCAAUAUUGAUACGUAUUCCGUUCGAUGAUAACAUUCCUGAUUUGUAUAUAUCAUUAAUAUCUUUAGAUAAUCGCAAUAUCGUAUAGUUUAUUUCGUGUAUUUCAAUUGUUCUAUAUAUCGAGGAUGCGAGUUUUUAUUAAUAUAUUAGGUAGAGAAAUGUACUUGUUCCAUAAAGGAAUCAACAAUUUUGGAAUGAAAUUGAGAAAAUUUCAUGAAAGUUGUUUAGUAUAUUCCUUUAAACAAGAUAUUAUUUCAAACAAUGGUACUACAAAUGUUCUAACUAAAGAACAGGCCAAUAUAUUAGCAGAAAAAUUAACUCCAGAAGAACGAAAUAUUUUAAUGACUGUUUUGAACAAAUAUAAAUCUAUGGAUGAUAAAGCUUCAUACGAAGCUCAAUUAGCGGGUAUUCGUUGGAGAAGUAAACUUGGAAGGCCUACAAAAUUGCCUACUUUAGGUGAUGUCGAUCCUACUGGUAGUUACUGUCCUCUACCCGAAAAUUGGCUUCUUCAUAAGUCUGUUGAAAAUGAUGCAAGACCGAGUAAUAGAGUUCUUCUAAAAGUUGCAUUUAUAAAUAGUAUUCCAUUCAUUGCCUUUGGUUUUCUCGACAACGCCAUCAUGAUAGUUGCUGGUGACUACAUUGAAAUGUUUCUGAGCAACAAGUUUCCUAUCUCAACUAUGGCAGCUGCAGCUUUAGGAAAUACUGUAUCUGAUAUAAUAGGAAUUGGAUCUACAAAUUGGGUAGAAAGUUUAGUAGAAAAGGUAGGAAUUAAGAGACCAUAUUUAAGCAAUGCACAAUCAAAGUUACGAAGGACAAGGAUGGCUGUAAAUUUGGGUAGAGUGGUUGGAAUUACGAUAGGAUGUCUAAUUGGAAUGAUAACAAUACCAGCUGUAGACUUUUUCUGCGAUAGAUAAACAAAUUUAUUCUACAAUGUAUUUAUUACUGCAUUUUCGACCACAUGGAAAAAUAUUU